Nymphalis io (European peacock) is the source of this 595-nucleotide messenger RNA. RefSeq names its product transcription elongation factor SPT4 (gene spt4). The transcript has 4 exons. Gene Ontology annotation, cellular component: DSIF complex; nucleus. Gene Ontology annotation, molecular function: RNA polymerase II complex binding; zinc ion binding. The coding region runs from base 184 to 534 and encodes 116 amino acids. Lineage: Eukaryota; Metazoa; Arthropoda; Insecta; Lepidoptera; Nymphalidae. The record is from RefSeq and is a predicted model, not a curated record. Gene Ontology annotation, biological process: mRNA processing; chromatin organization; regulation of transcription elongation by RNA polymerase II.
UAAACUGGCAGUGGUAAUGGCUUUUAUGAUUUACGGUUACCUACUUCAUUUUGAUAGUUGUGAUGUGUAAUAAAAAAAUAACAGUUCAAAUUUGUUAUAAUAUUAGUGAAUAGGUUCACAACAUUUCUAAGAAUUUUCAGAAACGCCAGAAAUCCUAUUUUCGUUUAGUGCAAAAAAUCUAUCAUGUCUUUAGACACAGUACCUAAAGAUUUAAGAGGCCUACGGGCCUGUUUAGUAUGUUCUUUGAUUAAGACAUUUGAUCAAUUCGAAUAUGAUGGAUGCGACAAUUGUGAUGAAUUUCUUCGUAUGAAAAAUAACAAGGAUAAUGUAUAUGAUUGCACAAGUAAUAAUUUUGAUGGCAUGAUUGCUGUUAUGAAACCUGCCGAUAGUUGGGUUUGCAAAUGGCAAAGAAUUAGUCGGUUUUGUCAGGGAGUUUAUGCAAUCUCAGUCUCCGGACGACUUCCAGCAGGGGUUAUUAGGGAAAUGAAAAGCCGUGGUAUUGCUUACAGACCUCGUGAUACCAGUCAACGAUAAAUAACUGACACCAAUUCACUAUUAACAUACUAACCAAUAGAAAUAAAUAUUUUUAUAUUUA